AAACUUUAUCAAAGUAAAGGAUAUCAAAUUGACUUGCAACUUUCACUGUAUGAUUCAUUUCCUGCCUCAUUUUUAAGUCCACGAGAAACCAUUAACAUCAAAGAAAGAAAAAAACGAAAAAAUGGCACAAUUUAUGCUUCAGCUCUCAAACAAUUUCAGAGCUUCGUCUCUUUUUGUUUCUGCUUCUGCUUCCUCUAAUGGCUGUCCUCCUAGUGCACCUCAUUCUGGGGGGCCAUCGAUUGUUGAGCUUCCUCUUGGUAAGAUACGCAGACCCCUCAUGCGAACGAGAGCCAACGACCCACAAAAGGUGACUGAACUCAUGCAGAGUAUAAGUGAAAUCGGGCUUCAAGUUCCUAUUGAUGUGCUUGAGGUUGACGGCGAAUACUAUGGCUUUUCUGGUUGCCAUAGGUAUGAAGCCCACCAGCGUUUAGGGCUGCCGACCAUACGCUGCAAAGUUCGUCGUGGAACAAAGGAAACUUUAAGGCAUCAUCUCCGCUGAACAGAACAGAUGCUCAAACAGAGCAGAUGAUGAUUAGAGGAAGCAGAUGCAUCACUUGAAGAAAAAACGAAUCCUUCUUUAUAGAAUUUGUUAGAACAGUAGGAUUAUGUAUUAUGUAUGACAUAUAUUGGGCUUGUAACUAAAUCUUUUAUCGUGUUGAAAAAGCCAAAAUUAUACUACAUUGAUUUGCACCAACAUUAAAGCAAAUGAAAUAAAAACAACAGCAAAGAAACUGCAAAGAAAUACAAUUUGAUUUAUAAGAGCUUAGAC
Striga asiatica is the source of this 769-nucleotide messenger RNA. NCBI's taxonomy places the organism in Eukaryota, Viridiplantae, Streptophyta, Magnoliopsida, Lamiales, Orobanchaceae. The record is from the annotation of a GenBank genome assembly.